This is a messenger RNA of Stereum hirsutum FP-91666 SS1, 1231 nucleotides long. RefSeq lists its product as uncharacterized. The transcript is spliced from 7 exons. Gene Ontology annotation, cellular component: nucleosome. Gene Ontology annotation, biological process: nucleosome assembly. Bases 102 to 836 code for a protein of 244 amino acids. The record is from RefSeq and is a predicted model, not a curated record. Gene Ontology annotation, molecular function: DNA binding; structural constituent of chromatin. Lineage: Eukaryota; Fungi; Basidiomycota; Agaricomycetes; Russulales; Stereaceae.
GCCCAACUCGCCCAGCCCGCCGCCGACCACCCUAUUCACUCGUCUGCCCUCGACACUCAACCUAACACAAACUCACCCUACCCUUCACAAACUCAAGCAACAUGUCCGCUACCAAGAAGAGCAGCUCUGCGAAGCCUGCUGCGAAGAAGGCCGCCGCGACGAAGGCUGCCCCCACUCACCCUACCUGGGCUGAUAUGAUCAAGGAAUGUAUCGCUGCGCACCCUGAAGAGGCGCGUCAAGGUGUUUCCCGCCCCCAAAUCAAGAAGUUCGUCGAGGAGAAGUACAAGCUAGAGCUGGGCAACGCUCAGACUACCCAGCUCAACAAGGCUAUCACUACUGGUGCCGAUAAAGGCACUUUUGUGCUCCCUAAAGGACCUUCUGGUCGCGUCAAGCUUUCUCCAAAGACCAAGCCCACUGGCGAGGCCUCUGCUGCGAAGGAGAACAAGCCUGCUGCGAAGACCACCAAGCCAGUUGCAAAGGCCUCUACUAAAGCGGCUGCGAAGCCCAAAGUAGCGAAGGCGACCAAAGCUAAGACCGUGAAGAAGCCAGCUGCUGGCAGGCCUGCCGCCGCGAAGAAGCCCGCCGCCAAAGCGCCUGCUGCAAAGGCCGCACCGAAGAAGCCUGCAGCGAAGAAGGCAGAGCCCAAAAAGACUUUGGCUGGUAAGAAGGCGCCUGCUGAGAGGAAGCCAACCUCUCCGUCCAAGCGCGGCGCGGCGAAGAAGGCGGUCACUGGCGCUAAGCCCACUUCCAAGGCCAAGACUGCUGCCACCAAGAAAGCCCCUGCGAAGAAAGCUCCUGCCUCUAAGAGCAAGCCUGCUUCCACGAAGAAGGACUGAGCAUGAGCUAGAAACGCGUACUUGUUUUUAUCUCAUAGUCUCCACUGUACUAUAUAGUGCCUUGCUUCGCAUCCCACAGUGUACACUUUAGUCUCCAUUCGAAGAUAGCCUACGCCUGCCUCUGCCUCCGUCGUUUUUCUUGAUCUUAGCUCGGGUCUCUCGUCUCGGCUCCGUUUGUCUCUUCAUUUUUGGUACCUUUUUCUGCUCGAGACUAUCUUCCUUUUCCUUGUUCGAUUUGUAAUGUAAGUUAUCUUUGACGGUGAUUAUGAACCAUAUGCACCUAUGCGCAUGCCGUGUUACCUCUUUUGGUCUUCUAUAUCUCUUUCUCCUGAUAGACUUUUGUGUCGAAAUAUGUGUCGACUGAUCUUCGAGAACCUCAGUGCGCUCUGCUACGA